Messenger RNA from Aspergillus glaucus CBS 516.65, 1631 nucleotides. RefSeq lists its product as uncharacterized. Gene Ontology annotation, molecular function: transmembrane transporter activity. The transcript is spliced from 4 exons. The record is from RefSeq and is a predicted model, not a curated record. NCBI's taxonomy places the organism in Eukaryota, Fungi, Ascomycota, Eurotiomycetes, Eurotiales, Aspergillaceae. Bases 1 to 1587 code for a protein of 528 amino acids. Gene Ontology annotation, cellular component: membrane. Gene Ontology annotation, biological process: transmembrane transport.
AUGAACCGCUCCGAGAGGAAUAUAAGGCCGGAUUCGGCCAAUCUGAGUCAGAACCGAAUAGAACAAAGAAAAAGAAAAAGCGGACAUAGCCCCAAUGGGCCAAAUAACGGGACAAAGUGGUCCCUCAAGCAGGAAAAGAAGCCCAAGCACGCUCCGUUGGUGAUUUUCUGCAUCUCCUGCAUCACAUUCAUCAGCUGCUACCUGGGUGGCCUUGUUACGGUCUCUGUUCCCCAAGUAGCCAGAGACCUGAAUCUAGACCCGGGAAUGGAAUUAUGGCCUGUUUCUAUGUAUGCCUUGUCCACCGGCUGUACGCUGCUCAUCUUCGGUGCGGUGUCAGACGCCGUGGGUAGCAGGUUGAUUUUCCUACUCGGCUGCUUCUUUCAGAGCAUUUUCUGCAUGGCGUGUGGUCUUGCAGAAAAUGGUUCUCAAUUGAUUGUUUUCCGUGUCAUUUCUGGUUUAGCUACCGCCAUGUGCUUGCCAUCCGCCACGAGUAUCAUCUCCGAGAACUUUUCGCCAGGAAAGCUCCGCAACCUCGCCUUCUCUUUCAUGGGUGGUGGACAGCCUAUUGGAUUUGGUGUCGGGAUUCUAGUUGGGGGUGUUCUUACUGACACUAUCGGCUGGCGCUGGGGCUUUCAUACUGCAGCGAUUGCCAAUACAGCGGCUUUCUUGUUGUCUUGGUGGCAGUUACCGCACACAAAGAAAGGCGGAGUCAAAUGGCACUCUCUCAUUUUUGGCAUUGACUGGUUAGGUGCGAUUAUCAUAAGCACAGCUUUGGCGCUUCUGUCAUUGGCGCUAGCGAUCAUUUCUGGAGACGUGAACAGCAUCCGCCAGGCAUCCACCAUAGCAUAUUUUGUUGUCUCCGGGGUACUGCUGGUCUGCUUUGUCCUCUGGCAAGAGUUCCAGGAGCGGCGAGACAAGCCGACUCUAAUCCGUAACUCUCUAUGGAAGAAUGUCGCCUUUAGUUCUAUUUGUGCUAAUGUCUUCAUUAUCUGGGGUGCCUUCAAUGGAUUCGAGCAAAUCAUCAAUUUCUUUUUCCAGAAUGUCCAGGAGCUUUCUGUAAUCCAAACAGCUAUUCGCUUUAUCCCCACCCCAGUUACCGGUCUCUUAAGCGCCCUCGUUACCGGUUUGAUCCUCCAUCGCGUCCGCGCGGAUGGCAUCAUGAACAUCACCACUAUUAUCUCCUGCAUCUCCCCGCUGAUAAUGGCUCUCGUGGACUCGAACUGGACCUAUUGGCGAUGUGCGUUCGUGGCUAUCAGUCUCAACUCUAUCGCCGCGGACUCCUUGUUCACUGUCUCCAACAUCCUGAUCGCAGGGGUGUUUCCUCCUGAAACGCACGGUCUAGCAGCCGGUGUAUUCAACACAGUCUCGCAGAUCGGGAAGAGCUUUGGGCUUACUUUUGUGGAGCUGAUCGCCAAUGUUGUCAGUGAUAAUAAGGCGAGUCCGGAGGAGAGAAACAGGCCGGAGGGGUUGAUGGUUGGAUACCGGGCAGCCUUUUGGCUUCUUUUCGCGAUGAACAUUCUCAGUUUGAUAAUUGGGGCCCUGGGGCUCAGGAAGGUGGGGAAUAUAGGGAAGAAGAAAUCGCAAUAGUUACGCAUCCUAUGGGGAGUUGGUCGAACACAAUCGCGUUCAAG